AGCCUUUGUUUUUUCUGGAUGUUGUGUCCCAUCCUGGUGUGUUUCGCCCAUGGCGUCCUUCCCAAAGCUCUCGGCAGCUACAAAGGAUGCGCCCUUAAACGCGGAAAAAUUGAGAGCCUUGCUGGACUCGAAGACCAUGGAGAAGUUGUUUGAAGAACAUCCUGACUGUAUUUUGCCUGAGAGCGCUUGCCGAUCAGGACAGCGGCCAAAGGGCCUUGGCGCCAAAGCCCCCUUCGGCACUGCGCGGCUGCGGGAGAUGGCGCAGGCAGCGGAAAACCGCUUCCCACACGCGUGUGAGCAUGCUGCGGCAGGCGCAUUUUGAAGAGCCGGUGCUGCGGGCGAUCGAUGCACAUUGGUUCGACGAAGACGCUUGGAGCCUCGAAGAGAGCAAGGAGCUCUUUGAUUUCCUUGCAGCUUUGGAAUAUCCACUGGGUGACCAGUGCACUACACUGCAGGUGCUGCGCGCGUGGGCACGU
Messenger RNA from Durusdinium trenchii, 476 nucleotides. The record is from the annotation of a GenBank genome assembly. NCBI's taxonomy places the organism in Eukaryota, Dinophyceae, Suessiales, Symbiodiniaceae.